ACGUCUUAUUCAUAUUUGUCAAUUGGUAAAGAAAGUAAAUAGAACUUUUAUACAACGAAGUGUUUAUCAAGUCAUAGAUUUUAUUAAUAAUUUGUUUGUUUUUUAAUUCAGAGUGUUUUAGUAAAUUGUGUUUUCUAUUACAAUUUUGUGUAUUCCUUGAGCAAUGAAAAAGUAUUAUGGAUUGUUUAAUGAAGGGAGCAAGAUCAAUCAGAUAAUUUGCGCGGUGCUGAUCAACUUUCCCGUGUUCGCCUAUGGUGCAAGUAUAGGAUGGAUGUCUCCAAUGACACUCUUGUUACAAUCAAAAGAUUCUCCAAGAGGAGAACCUUUGACAGAUAUUGAGGUAUCAUGGAUGGCAGCAGUUGCAUAUUUAACAUGCAUACCAGGAAACUUUUUGAUGGCAUUUUUGGGGGAUACUUUUGGAAGGAAAAUCACUUUAAUUUUCAUUUCGUCUACUGGUGCUGCAAGUUGGAUUCUUAUGCUCUCAUCGUUCGAGGUUUGGGCUCUGAUUCUUGCUCGAGCUUUAGUAGGUAUUACAAUGUCAGGUUGCUACGUUACCUGUCCAAUAUACACUAAAGAGAUAAGUGAUGAUAGCAUUCGUGGAGCUCUGGGAUGUUUGGUAAUUUUAUUUCACACAUCUGGCAACUUAUUUCUAUACAUAAUCGGAGAUUUAUUGACUUACCGUACCGUCCUCUGGAUCUGCUUAUCACUGCCAACGUUUCACCUCAUCUUAUUCAUGAUGAUGCCUGAUUCACCUUCGUACUUAGUUAAAACUUCUAAUAUUGAGGAAGCUGCAAGGGUAAUGGCUUGGCUUCGUUGCAAAGUUGAAGAUGAUCAGUCAAUUAAAAGUGAAUUAGAGGUUAUAAAAAAGGAACAGGUUAAUGAUAAGGAAAGCAAUCGAUUUCUACUUCGUACAAUUAUAAAGGACAAUAUACUAUCCAAAGCUUUUUACAUAGCUUUGAUAGUAACACUAGCUCGUGAGAUAUGCGGUGCUGUUCCUGUUCUGAACUUUGCUGGGGAAAUUUUCGCUUUAGCUUCAACUGACAGAAGUUUAGUGUUGAGUCCCAACCAGCAAGCAAUAUUGCUGGGUGUAGUUCAAGUAACUGGAUCCAUGCUGGCAUCUAGUAUUGUAGAGAAAGCUGGAAGAAAGCCUUUACUUUCAAUAACAUCCUUGAUAUCUGGACUAAGUAUGUGUGCUCUGGCAUCCUGGUUUGUGGCCAAGGACUACGGUGCAGUCACUCCUAACUGGAUACCUAUAGUGACAUUAUGUUUGUGCAUAUUCUGCGACGCUUGCGGUUUGCAGCCGAUAUCUAUUGUUAUAACAGGAGAAAUAUUUUCCUAUAAAUAUCGAGGGACUGUAAUGGCGAUAACAAUGUCAGUUGCCUCAUUUUUCGAUUUCCUGCAACUUCUCUUUUUCAAACCGUUAGCUAAUUCUAUUGGGAUCCACGUUGCAUUUUAUUUCUUUGGGGUCGUGUGCAUUUUCAUGGCGAUUUAUGUUGUAAUUGUUAUCCCGGAGACUAAAGGAAAGAGCCUGGUGGAAAUCUAUAAGUGUCUUUCUAAGAAGAAAAAACAACAGAAUGAUCUGGUUAGUGAUUUUAUUGAAUAAACAGU
This is a messenger RNA of Pararge aegeria (speckled wood butterfly), 1608 nucleotides long. Its product is annotated as facilitated trehalose transporter Tret1-like. The coding region runs from base 164 to 1603 and encodes 479 amino acids. The record is from RefSeq and is a predicted model, not a curated record. The transcript is spliced from 9 exons. Gene Ontology annotation, molecular function: transmembrane transporter activity. Gene Ontology annotation, biological process: transmembrane transport. NCBI's taxonomy places the organism in Eukaryota, Metazoa, Arthropoda, Insecta, Lepidoptera, Nymphalidae. Gene Ontology annotation, cellular component: membrane.